GCCGCGCCCGCUCCUCUGCCCGCCGCCGAGGCCCCGCAGCCCCGCGCCGCCGCCUGGACCCGGCCGGGCCUCUCCGCGGGAUCCCGGCCCCUCCUCGAGCGCCGCCUUCCGCCGCGGGCGCCGCCAUGGCCUCGCUGGGGGACCUGGUGCGCGCGUGGCACCUGGGCGCGCAGGCCGUGGAGCGCGGGGACUGGGCCCGCGCCCUGCGCCUCUUCUCGGGCGUCCCGGCGCCGCCCGCCAGGCUGUGCUUCAACGCGGGCUGCGUGCACCUGCUGGCCGGGGACGCCGAGGCCGCGCUGCGGGCAUUUGACCAAGCAGUGACCAAGGACACCUGCAUGGCCGUUGGCUUCUUCCAGCGAGGAGUGGCCAACUUCCAGCUGGGGAGGUUCCAGGAAGCCCUGUCUGACUUCCAGCUGGCCCUGGUACAGCUGAGGGGCCACGCUGCCAUCGACUACACACAGCUGGGCCUGCGGUUCAAGCUGCAGGCCUGGGAGGUGCUAUACAAUGUGGCAUCAGCACAGUGCCAACUGGGGCUGUGGACAGAGGCGGCCAGCAGCCUAAGGGGGGCCAUGUCCAACUGGCCGGAGGGGUCCCUGAAUGGCCUGGAGUCGGCUCUGGACCAAGUGCAGAGACAAAGCUUGCUGCCACUGAGGCAGGUCCCCAGGGGCGAGGUCUUCCGGCCCCACCGGCGGCACUUGGACCAUCUGGAGCCCAUGGAUUUCCUGGGCAAGGCCAAGGUGGUGUCCUCUGCCGUCCCUGACGACCAGCGCUGGGCCGUCCGCCCGCAGCAGCCGCAGGCUGGUGCUUUGUGUCCACAGGGAGCGGGAAUGAACCAUGAUGCCAGGGACUCCGCAAGAGCUGGCACCCAGCAGGGUGCCCUCCAUGCACAGACAGAGGUCAGUGCUGACAGCUGCACGUUGGCUGCACACCGAGAGCAGCGGGCCCAGAUGGAGCAAGAUGGCAGACCGACUCCUCUGUCCCCAGGGCUGCCGGCAAUGGGGGUGCCUGGCCCCAGCCCCUCUGAGGACCCAGCAGCUGCUGGUGAAGCAGGUUUGGGAUGCGCUGAGCCGCUGGUGACUGUCACUGUGCAGUGCGCCUUCACCGUGGCCCUGACGGCACGAAGAGGAGCCGACCUGUCCAGCCUGCGGGCACUGCUGAGCCAGGCCCUCCCUCGCCAGGCCCAGCUGGGACAACUCAGGCCCCACCCACGCAGCUCCUCUGAGGAAUCUCUUUGCAGUUACCAAGCCCCAGGUGAGGAUGACCGCUGGGUCCCCAUCGCCGGGGAGGAGUCACUGCAGAGGGCCUGGCUGGACGCGGCUGCCAGCCCCCGGGGGCUGCAGCUGCAGUGCAGGGUGAGGGAGCCGGGGGCCGGCCAGUCCUCUACCAGGUGGUGGCCCAGCAUGGCUAUUCAGCUCAGGGGCCAGAGGAUCUGGACUUCAGACAGGGGGCCACGGUGGACGUCCUGUGUGAAGUGGACCAGGCAUGGCUGGAAGGCCACUGUGACGGCCGCGUCGGCAUCUUCCCCAAGUGCUUCGUGGUUCCCACUCACCCUUGAAUGUCGGGAGCCCCCGGCCGCCUGCCCUGGUCCCAGCAGGGAGAUCAGCCCUAGCAAUGCUGUGUCCACGAUGGUUUUAAUAAAAGCAACACCCCACUGCGGUCCAACCCUCCAAAGGCGUGUGGGAGGCCAGCCUGGCCCAGGAGAAGACCCUGGGCCUAUCUGCUCAGACAACAGCAAGGAGAGCAGGGUCCAGGCGGGGCGGCUCCCUCCCCUCUGCCCCAGCUGCCCCUCCUGAGGCCCCUGCAGCCACACAGCCUGGAGG
Molecule: messenger RNA, 1820 nt
Organism: Cebus imitator (Panamanian white-faced capuchin)
Lineage: Eukaryota; Metazoa; Chordata; Mammalia; Primates; Cebidae
Gene: NOXA1
Product: NADPH oxidase activator 1
Exons: 14
Coding region: 126-1793 (555 amino acids)
Biological process (GO): superoxide anion generation
Molecular function (GO): superoxide-generating NADPH oxidase activator activity; protein binding
Source: RefSeq, a predicted model, not a curated record